Messenger RNA from Lodderomyces margitis, 2652 nucleotides. RefSeq lists its product as uncharacterized. NCBI's taxonomy places the organism in Eukaryota, Fungi, Ascomycota, Pichiomycetes, Serinales, Debaryomycetaceae. The transcript has a single exon. The record is from RefSeq and is a predicted model, not a curated record. Bases 1 to 2652 code for a protein of 883 amino acids.
AUGCUACCCAGAAGUUUGCGGUCUAAUGUGAGCUUUUAUCCUUUGCUAGGAAGGCUACUGAAUGCAAAAGUCAUCAAAGUAAUGCUAGCAAUAGCAGUGAUAAUCAACUUAUUUUUCCUCACUUCUCUAGUUUUUGAUAGCAACAACAAACCACGAAAGAAGAAGUCUUACAUUUCAAAGCUAAAACUACCGAAACUUUCGUCAGACAAGAAGAAUGCAAAAGUGAUAACAUUAAAAACGGGACCUAAUCAUAAACUACAAUAUCAUCAAGGAUUAGGUGGCGCAUCUCUCGAUGAUAUUCCCAAGAUAAUAGAGGUAAGGAAUGCCGAUAUAAGCUAUACUAAUGGUGUGCAGUUGGGAUCCAAACAAUUAUACCCUAUUUCCAACAAGCCAUACGAAGAAUUGGAUGACGACGAGAAGAUCUUGUACAAGUUGAACCAGGUCAAUAAAGACAAGGAAAAAUACUGGUUAGGACAUACUGAGCUCACUGAUUAUGAAAUAAAAAUCAAUGUCAAGGACUUUCUACUGGAAAAUUGGGUCGAUAAACCAGUUUUGUUUUAUGAUCCCAGAUUCACCUUGACGAUAUACCUCGCUGAAAUACGCAACCAGUAUUUGCAAAAGAACCCUGAAAACUCGCCAUAUUACAGAAAUGAGAUUGUCGUCCCCUUUGCUUGGUCAGAUUGGGUCGACUUGACCAUGUUGAACCAGGAGUUGGUGAAGCCUGAGAAUAAGAGGAAAACGUGCGAAUACAUGAAGGCUACGCACCACAUACCGACAAAGGUUCGUGAUUAUUGUAUAAACAAUGUUGAUAUUGGCGGAAAGGAGUUGGAUGAGAUGCAACUACCUCUGAUUGACUAUGUGCCCGGGUUUGCUGUUAAGAAAUCUCCGACAAACAAAGCAUCAAAUGAAGUAAGGAUGUUGGAAGGUAAAUCCCAUCUUCUAACGUAUGCACCCAACCCUUUGGCGGUUAUAUUCUUGACCAAGCUGGGGGUGUAUGAAGCUAAAAUCGAUCAAAAGCAACGCAUUGUCGAUGGAGACUUAUUUGAAAACUACAUUAAGCGUAACAAUAUACCCAGAACACAAGCUGAACCGAUUACUUUAAACCCAGUAAAGGAGUUUGAUGUUUUACUUGAGCAAGUGAAGCCUACAAUUUUGGACCCUGAAGAAGAUGAAUAUGGAUUGUUUGCCAAGUCGAGGGGUGGUGGUUCCGGCUCUGGCUCUGGCUCUGGCUCUGGCUCUGGUUCAAGUUCACGUGAGAUAUACUUGCCACAGCUGGCGUUUGAUUAUCAACAGGAUAAAAUUGGCGCUCAGAUUAAAUUUUACGAAAAGAGAUUAAAAGUUUUGCAUGAUUUGACUACUAAUGAACUUACAUUUAAUCAACAAGUGAUUAAUGAAGUGCGAUUAGAUAGGAAUGAGAAAAUGUAUUAUGAUGGAUUGAAAUUUGCCAAUAGAUAUUCUUUGAAAAAGGAACCCACUCAUUUUCGGAUGGCAAGAUUAAAUUUCCACAAUGCCGAGAAUGAUCAUGAUGCUGGUUGGCAUUAUGAAUGGAGAUUUUUCAAUGGAGCUUUACGAUACUUGAAAAAGGGGUGGACAGAAGAAGAAUUGUUGAUUAGAGAAAAAGUAUUGUUGGAUAGAAUAUUGAGGAAUUGGUUCAAGUUUGCUAGUGAAAAGGGGCUUGUCUCAUGGAUAGCCCAUGGUCCCUUGUUGUCGUGGUAUUGGGAUGGUUUAUUGUUUCCAUUUGAUGAGGAUAUCGAUAUUCAAAUGCCAGCUAAAGAAUUGGCCAAAUUUUCCAAAUUAUAUAAUCAAACAUUGGUUGUGGAGGAUAUAAAUGAAGGAUUUGGCAAGUAUUUUAUUGAAUGUUCAUCAUUUGUUCAUCAUCGCGGUAAAUCAUACAAGGAGAAUCACAUUGAUGCUCGAUUUAUUGAUAUUGAUACUGGAUCUUAUAUUGAUAUUACUGGAUUAGGGGUCAGUGAUGAACCAGUUCCUGAUAGAUAUGCCGAAUUGAUUGAAAGAAAUGAAAUGGAAGGUCAAGCAAGACAAGUUUACAAUUGUCGAUUCCCACAUUUCUAUUCCCAUGAUGAAAUAUCGCCAUUAAGAUACACUAUGCUUGGUGGUGUACCAGUAUAUGUACCCAAUAAAAUUGAAACUAUACUUCAACAAGAAUAUAAAAAGGGGUUAACUGGGUACGAUUAUGAUGGAUUCUUUUUCGUUGAUGCAUUAAAUCUUUGGAUUCAUCAUAGUAAAUUGGAGUUUUUGUUUCCCCAGGGGGAAAUUUACGUCAAGAAUAAAAAUAAAAGUAAAAAUAAAAAUAAAAAGAAGAAGCAAUUGGAUGUGACUAAAUUUACUGGCUUUGUCCAAAAUAUAACUCAAUCACAAGUGGUUGAGUUAUUGGAAAAAGAUGAAGAUAUCUUAUUGGAGUAUUAUCUCACUAAAGAUGUCACUGAUUUACAUAAAUUAGAAUUGACCCACAUGUUUAAUAUGCCCGAGGGAGUUGAUACUAAAAUUGGUGAUAUUUUGGGCAUGAAAUUACAAGAUGAGGUUUCGAAUGAUGAAAAGUAUCAUCAAUUAACGUCAAAUUUCAAGUUUCAAAUACCUUUUAGACGAUCAUUGUUUAAUUAUGAAAUGAUUGAUCGACCUAGACAUCAUCACUAG